This is a messenger RNA of Daldinia childiae, 1941 nucleotides long. Its product is annotated as Beta-galactosidase. The record is from RefSeq and is a predicted model, not a curated record. The transcript has a single exon. Gene Ontology annotation, biological process: carbohydrate metabolic process. Bases 1 to 1941 code for a protein of 646 amino acids. Lineage: Eukaryota; Fungi; Ascomycota; Sordariomycetes; Xylariales; Hypoxylaceae. Gene Ontology annotation, molecular function: beta-galactosidase activity. Gene Ontology annotation, cellular component: vacuole.
AUGCGCUGGCAUAAACCUAUAGUGAGUCUUCUGGCUCUCCUUAGCCCGGCCUGGGCUUCGGAUCCCUCGCCGAGUACGACGCAAUCGGCCGCAGCGCCGGCUUUCACUUACGAUCGUCGGUCUUUCCUCCUUAAUGGCGAACCGCAUGUCAUUAUUGGCGGGCAGAUGGACCCUCAGCGGAUCCCUCCGGCAUAUUGGCGCGACCGCUUGGUUAAAGCCAGGGCUAUGGGACUCAAUACUAUCUUUAGUUACGUAUAUUGGAAUCUCCUUGAGCCAAGACCAGGCCAAUGGACUAGCAAUGAAGAAAGUAACGACAUUGCUAAGUUCUUUCGGGUCGCCCAGGAGGAAGGGUUGAAUGUGGUGCUCAGACCUGGGCCUUAUAUUUGCGGCGAGAGGGAAUGGGGAGGAUUCCCCGCGUGGCUUACCCAGGUUCCGGGGAUGCGGGUUCGGUCUUCUAAUGAAGCGUUUAUGGAGGCGGCGGAAAGUUAUUUGAAGCGUCUUGCGGGUGAUUUGAAGGACUUACAAGUGACACGAGGUGGCCCCUUGUUAAUGGUCCAGGUUGAGAAUGAGUAUGGGUCAUAUGGAGAAGACCACACUUAUACGCAAGGACUGAGAGAUAUUCUUCUCGAAAAUUUCGAAGUCCCUCUCUACACGAAUGAUGGUGGGGUGGAUUGGACUCUUAAAGGCGGCGAGGUCCCGGGUGUACUAGCCGCGAUCGACGGGGACCCGAGAUCAGGAUUCGCGGCGCGGGAUAAAUAUGUCAGCGAUCCUACCGAGCUCGGCCCUCUGCUCGACGGGGAGUACUAUACCUCUGGCCCCGACUUCUGGGGAUCGGAAAGUCCUCAUAACACUGCGGUUGGGAAACCGUCACAGAUCCAACAGUACGUGGAUGACCUCGACUUCGUGCUUGGAGCAAAUAACUCGAUAAGUCUGUACAUGUUCCAUGGCGGGACGAACUUUGGAUUUAGCAACGGUGCGAUAUGGAAGAAACUUCACGGCGGUAUUCAUCACGAGCUACGAUUACGGGUCGCCGUUGGACGAGAGCGGUCGACGACGGACAUGUAUUUUACGUUUCGCGACGCGAUCCAGAAGUUCGUGCCGGAGGGAAGUAUUCCCGAACCGCCGGAGAAUAUCCCCCUCCUUGAGAUUGGGAACAUUACUCUCUCCCCUGUGGUCCCAUUGUUCGAUAUGUUGGGAACUAAGACGACGAGCGUCUCGCCGCUGACGAUGGAGGAGCUAGGGCAGGACUAUGGAUUCGUCCUCUACGAGCAUAAAGUCACUGCUAGCUUUGAAGGGAGCCUGCAGCCUGGAGAUCGGGCGAGGGAUAGGGUUAUUGUUUAUGUGAAUGGAACGAAACGGGGGGUUAUCGACAGUACGUACAGUCAGCCGGCGCAGGUUAACUUGUCGCUCCAACCGGGCGAUACGCUGCAGCUGUUAGUCGAGAACCUCGGUAGGGUUGACUACUGGUCCCGAGAGUCCGGCACAUUCGUAGCUCUUGAGGACCCGUACAAGGGUAUCAAAGGCAACGUGACGAUUGGAUCUGAAGUGGUAAGCGGCUGGGACGUGUACUCGUUACCUCUCGAUGCACCCCCCACUGAAACCAAGCCCAGCUCCAGCGCGAUAGCAACCGGAUCUCCACCCGUGUUCUUCCGCGGCAGCUUCAAGGUAGACGGUGGCAAUAACACCAACCCAGCAGCAUUAGAUACUUUCUUAGAAGUACCCAACGGCGUCAAGGGUAACGUCUGGGUGAACGGGUUCAACCUUGGGAGGUAUUGGAUCGUCGGGCCGCAGCAGUCGCUGUAUCUCCCGGGAACACUCAUCAGACCCGAUGUUGAGAAUGAGAUUGUUGUCCUUGAGUUGGAGCCGGGUGCGGAGUCGUUGACGGCGUUUGGCUCGGCUGAGAGGCGGUGGGCGAAUUAUCCGGAUCCUGAUUACCCCUGA